GGAGCGCCGCUAUGGCGGAGGCCGGCAUCGUGCGUGUCCGGCACUGCGGCGCCGCCAUCUUCAGCCGGCGGGUCCCGGAGAGCUGUCCGGACUGCGGCCGCCCCCUGCGCGGCCCCGACCUGCCCGACGCCCCGCUGCGCCUGCCCAGCCCCUUCCGACACGGACACCGCCAGCCCCGCGCCUUCCUCCUGCGGCCCACGGCCGGAACCUUCCUCGGAGGAUACGACGGGAAAUCUGAUCUUCAUGUUGGAAUAACCAACAGUAAUGGCGUGGUGUAUAAUUACGAUGCAGAGGGCGUUCAGAGAGCUGGGACGGGCUGGGAGCAGUGCAUCAGUGUCCCGCUGGUACAGCCACACAUGUUUGGGCUGCUGCAGCAGUGGGAUCAGCUCCUGGAGGAGUUUUCCGCGGGACAGGCCUGGCUGCCUCACAGGUAUGAUGAACAUGAGCACAACUGCUACACAUACGCACUGGCAUUCAUUAACAGCAUCCUGACCGCACAGGGCAAACGGGAAAUGAGUAAAAGUGAAUUUACAGAGAGAUUUGUGAUCCCACAGACAAAGAGAGCUGCUCGAUACAUCACCGUGCACCAGGAGCUAGCAGCUAACGAGUUCUACAUUGUUCCCCUUCCCCAGCAGGAAGAACUGGGCUGAACGUGACAAGCUGCUAUAUUAAAACAUCUACAACCUGCAACAGGAAAAAAGUCUUCAGACUCCAAAUCUCAGGGAUUACGAUGCAUGAUCUACUAACGUAUUUAAUCGCACAAUUAACUUACACAUUGACCUGCACUUUGUGGAAGGAUCAGGCACCUGAACUUGUGCAUGUGAAUGAAUAACAUAGAUACAAUGUACACACUACAGAAAAUUUCCUUGGGAACUAUUCCUAUGGAAAACAGCUCCAUUUAAAUCACCAUAUGGUCUGUUCUGCCAGGACAUUCAAUACCACAAAUCGUAACUGCUGUGUAGUUAAGGGUUUAACAAGUGAACUGUGGUAACUAAAGCUGUAGCAAACAAAAAUGGUGGUUGGUUUUUUUUUCCUGUCACAUUUGUUCACUGAUGAGUGGAAAAAAAGGGAAUUUGUGCUUGUGUGCUACUGAAAUCCAAAGUCCACAACUUAAUGCAGAUUCACGACAUGCAAGGUUAUUUUCCUUUUCUUUAAUUACUAAUAAAUAUAACAAGUAAAUCCUG
Molecule: messenger RNA, 1184 nt
Organism: Columba livia (rock pigeon)
Lineage: Eukaryota; Metazoa; Chordata; Aves; Columbiformes; Columbidae
Gene: MKRN2OS
Product: MKRN2 opposite strand
Exons: 4
Coding region: 12-650 (212 amino acids)
Source: RefSeq, a predicted model, not a curated record